Triticum dicoccoides is the source of this 1306-nucleotide messenger RNA. Its product is annotated as protein FAR1-RELATED SEQUENCE 5-like. The record is from RefSeq and is a predicted model, not a curated record. Lineage: Eukaryota; Viridiplantae; Streptophyta; Magnoliopsida; Poales; Poaceae. Bases 335 to 982 code for a protein of 215 amino acids. The transcript is spliced from 3 exons. Gene Ontology annotation, biological process: regulation of DNA-templated transcription.
CGUGAUUGGGCCAAUGAGCGACAGCCUGGAAUAUGGAGCAAUACGUGGAACUUAUACUGCGCGGAUGAAGGUGCUGUUGGGAGAGGUUACGGUCCGGUUUCCAGUGUGCUACACCACCGAAUCCUCUAGCACCUGUUCCAGAUUUCUUACAUAGCUGCCGAUCUCAGAACAGGUCCCUUUACAUGGCACAAAUUGUUCUGGCGGAGCAAGUGGGGUAGGACCAGCAUAAACAUAGUCGACAUUAGCCAGCCAGGCCGUCAUAGUGGACCUCAGAACAGAAAGCUACCAGGUCGUCUCUCAUCGUUUCAGAUCCAUCAUUUUGAAACCUUGCGGUAUGGAGUUCGUCGACAUGGACGGAAAUCUAAGAUCAACAACUGGUUUGAUUCCUGUCUGUUCCUUGACGGCGGCAAGGGAUCAUGCUGUUUGUCCUGCUCAAUCAAACUGUUCGUCAGGAUCAUCUAGGGUUUGCGAGAUUGUCAGAACAGAGGGAGGGAUCCAGCAUCAUAAUGUUUCAGACAAGGUCCGCGCAAUGGAGCUAGCUAUCAUUGAUGAACUACCGAAUACAACUCACCGUUGGUGCAAGUGGCACGUGUUAAAGAAGGCGAAAGAAAGGUUGGGUGUCCUUUAUGGAAAGAAAUCGGAGUUCAAGAAAGACUUCCAAAUGUUGGUGCAUCAUGUUUUAACUAAAGAGGAAUUUGAGAACGGGUGGGCUGAAAUGUUAGCAAAAUACGGUUUGCAAAAACAUCCAUUCCUAACACAAAUAUAUGAGGUUAGGCAUAAGUGGGCCAAACCGUACUUCAUGGGUGUGUUCUGUGCAAAUAUGACAAGCACACGAGGAAGUGAAAGUGCAAAUCAUUUGUUGAAGGGGUAUGUACCGUGGGAUGUCCUAUGCAUCUAUUUAUUAAGCAAUUCGAGAAGAUAUUAUUUGAUAGAGACUCGGAGGAAAGCUAUCAAGAAAAACGCACUGCAAUUGCAGGUGUAGUCUUGAAGGGGAAUUGGCCUUUGGAAUGCCAUGCAAGCAAGGUGUACACACAAACAAUGUUGAGCAAUUUGAUGAGUCUUUGUACAAGGCUGGGUCUUCAUGUCACGGAGGAGGUUGAACAUCAGAGGAAAUACAUUGUGAGCCACAUUGUGAGCCAUGUCGAUGCUGAAAGAAGGAACAGUUGGUGCAAAGUUGUUUUCUUAGUUACGAUUGAUGCAGACAUGACGAAGUUUGUGUGUGAGUGCGGCUUCUUUGAACAUGCCGGCUUGUUAUGCCCUCACGCUAUUAAGCUGAGCAUUUUUGCAUUCAUGUGAAUAAUAUAGA